UUCGUAGGCCAGGCACGUGGAGAACUUGUUCGUGUCCUUCGUAUGUGUAUCAAUUUCCCGGUGUAAAUUGAGUGAUUGUGGUGUUCCAUUGUUGUGAAUUGGUUGGAUACUUGAUUUUUUAGUCAAGAUGGGGAAGCUGAAGGUGGCGAUGCUGAGGUAUCUCAUGAGGGAUGACUUCCGAAUAUUGACAGCAAUUGAAAUGGGCAUGAAGAACCAUGAACUUGUGCCAUCUCUGGUCACACAGAUUGCCAACCUGCGAGGUGGUGGUGUGCACAGGAUGCUCAGGGAACUCUGCAAGCAUCGCCUUUGUGCAUAUGAGCGAGGAAAACACUAUGAUGGCUACAGAUUGACAAACAUGGGUUAUGACUACUUGGCCCUGAAAGUGCUUUCUUCCCGAGAAGUCUUAGGCUCUGUAGGCAGCCAGAUUGGUGUUGGGAAAGAAUCGGAUAUUUAUGUCACGAGUGACCCAGUUGGAAAUCCAUUGUGCAUGAAGCUACAUAGGCUCGGGAGAACUUCUUUCCGCAAGCUGAAGGAAAAGCGUGAUUAUCAUCAUCACAGGAAUAAGGCCUCUUGGAUCUACCUGUCUAGGCUGUCAGCCACCAAAGAGUUUGCGUACAUGAAGGCCCUCUAUGACCGAGGGUUCCCAGUACCAAAGCCAGUGGAUUGCAAUAGACACUGUGUGAUUAUGGAGCUUGUGAAUGGUUAUCCACUGUGCAACGUGCAUGAUGUGGCAGACGUCCCACAGCUCUAUAGCGAUCUAAUGGACCUAAUCGUGAAGCUGGCCAGCCAUGGUGUCAUUCACAGCGAUUUCAACGAGUUCAACAUCAUGGUGAACGAUGAUGACAAGCCUGUGAUUAUUGAUUUCCCCCAAAUGGUGUCAACUGACCACGAAAAUGCCAAGAUGUAUUUUGACCGUGAUGUGAACUGUGUACGUGAAUUUUUCAAGAGAAGAUUUGGCUACGAGAGCGAGCUGUAUCCUGACUUUGAUGGAGAUGUUGUGAGGGAAGGUAAUCUAGAUAAAGAGGUGUCUGUCAGUGGAUUUUCAAAAGAAAUUCAAGAGUUCAAUGAACAUUUCAAAGUUGGGGAAGAUUUUGACACAAAAGACGAAGACAACUACAGCAGUGAUGAGGAUGAAGAAGAAGAAGAAGAUGCCAAAAAUGAUGAAGAUGAAAGUGGCAAUGAAGGAGAGAUCCCAUGCCCUGAAGAAGACGAAACCACCAAAGAGCAGGACCAGACUGAGACUACAGGCCUUAAGAAAGAGGAACUUGUUAGGUUGCAGGAUGAGAUGGAGACAUUGUGUAAGGAGAAAUAUAGAGAAAUUUAG
This is a messenger RNA of Penaeus vannamei (Pacific white shrimp), 1324 nucleotides long. NCBI's taxonomy places the organism in Eukaryota, Metazoa, Arthropoda, Malacostraca, Decapoda, Penaeidae. The record is from RefSeq and is a predicted model, not a curated record.